UUGGAGAAAGCGCACGUGUGGUUGCCGAACGUUGCAGCUAGAAACGAACUGAAUAGAUCCGAUGUGAUUCGUUAUUGUACAUGUUAGUGAGGCAUAUUUGUUCUAAAUAUCCUUUUUCCAUCUGAACGUUCCAAAACGCCCAGCAGGUAUCGUAAUGUAGCCUACGCCCUCUGGCGACGGAGUUUGAUUAUUACACUACACUUAUUUCCAAUGCACCCUAUUUUAAUCAGAAUAAUCUCUAUGUCCAAAUCAUGUUUUUCUAUAAGAUUAAUUAUUGGGCGACUGGUAAUCAAAUGGCUUCUUGUUGGUCAUUCUGUAGAUGUUUGUAUUUCUUUUUUCAACCCCACGUUUUUAUGAUGGCAGUGUGUCAAGCGCCGCUGUGGUGUGUGCGCCAUGAAUAAUCUUGUGAAUUACAGGAUGCAAAUGCUGUUGCCGGUGUCGAAACUGUAGGGUAUUUUCUCUUUUGUCCAGUAGUGUGCUGGAGUGGAUUUUCCUCUCCACCCCUUUUAUGUGUGGUAGGACACAUCCCUUCAUAGCGACCACGGCUGCUGUCACCAACACCACAGCGCCGAUGCUAUCAUAGGAGGACUGGAUGACAAUCUCUUUCGCCUAUUAGGACAUUGGAUUUGAAAGACAGCUUUCAGCCAUUUUAUCAUCGGUAAACUUUCGCUCUUUCUAUCCCUUUUCAUUUUGAACAAUGACUUCAUGAAGUAGGCUUACAAAAGCUAAAUACGCCACGUUUGGAUAAGAUAACAGUGGCUUUUAUUGACGCCAGUUUCCUGCUUUCGCACUCAAUUCUAGCGUGUGACGACAGGGAUAUGGAGUUUGGGGAAGCAAAUAAACUGGUUCGCAUUUUGAACUAUUUACACGAUUUAUCAGUCUACUGCAGCUAAACUGUUAAAUCAAAUAGUUUAUUUAAUUUUCCAGAACGUAUACGCAGUCGCCAGUGAUUGUGUUUUUAUUAGGGAGUGAGUAUCAUUCAUAACCCCCCCCUUAAAUUUCUUGUUGUGGCAAAGCUGGUGAAAUGACCAGAAAUCGGUUUUAAAUCACAAACAAGAGGUCGAAUAGAAGGUCCUAUAUUGCUACACGGAAUCUGGAACUACAAAUGCAGUGUAGAUAAAGUGAUGAUCGAUGUCAUUGUACAGAUACAAUGUUGCUGAUGGGACACAUUCCUAAUGUUGACAUGUAGGCAGUGAUUUUCUCAUUUUGUUGACACACAUGGCUAUCAAAAGAAGUUGUACUACUUAGCUAGUGCCAGGUGCAUCAGCUUACCAAAGCAUACAGGAAGCACACAGACAAGUCUCAGUUUGAGAGAGUGGGCUAUAAUCUUGGGAGAUGACGGAUGGACACAUUGGGAAGAUUGGAACCUGUGACCCUGCAGUCUAAAGACACCAUGGAGCAAGGCUUCAGCUUCAGCACACUGAAGAAGCUGGCAGCCGAGCCGGACCACACGGACGUGAGCCUGACGGCGGCAGAGCGCGUGCGGGCCCUCAGCAAGAUGGGCUGCAGCAUCGAGAUCAACGAAGAGAUCACGCCACGCCGCUACUUCCGGUCCGGGGUGGAGAUGGAGCGCAUGGCCGCCGUGUACCUGGAGGAGGGCAGCCUGGAGAAUGCCUACGUCCUCUACAACAAGUUCAUCACUCUGUUUGUCGAGAAACUCCCCAGCCAUCGAGACUACCAGCAGUGCAGUGUGCCUGAGAAACAGGUGAUAAUAAAGAAGUUGCAAGAUGUUGCAUUUCCGCGGAAAGAUCAAUUGAAGAAGCUCCUCCACGAGAAGUACAACAAGGAACAAACAGAGUAUCUCAAAAGUCAGAGCCAGGCGGUGGUGGCGGAUUGCUGUGGCCAGCAGCUGCAGAAGAUGUCUCUGGUUGAGCAGGAGAGGCAGAGGGUGGCGCAGCUGCGCAGGAUGCAGAUGGAGUCGGAGCAGUUCCGCUACUUCGAGGACCAACUGCGUAGACAGGAGCUGGCCAAUCGCAGAGACGAGGCGGUCGCUAAAGUGCCUGAACAAACAGACGGGGCCUGUCUGUCCCACUCCUCCAAGAACCAUGUUCGUCUCGAACCGAACCGCAAUAAACAGCUUCUCCCCAGCAGCAAGCCAGCAGCUACACUGGCUGGCGUACAUAAUCAACGGGUUGAGGGCCUGAGGCGGGUGGUCAUUCCUAGAGACCUGACCUACAGGUUUCUACUGCUAGCCGACAGUAACACAGCCAGGGGAAUAGAGACAUGUGGGGUACUCUGUGGAAAACUGACUCAAAACGAGUUCAUGCUGACCCAUGUGGUGGUGCCCAAACAGUCAGCCGGCCCAGACUACUGUGAUAUGGAGAACGUGGAGGAGCUCUUUAGUUUCCAGGACCACCACAACCUACUGACUCUGGGCUGGAUCCAUACCCACCCCACCCAGACGGCCUUCCUGUCCAGUGUUGACCUGCAUACACACGGCUCCUACCAGCUCAUGCUGCCUGAAGCCAUCGCCAUCGUCUGCUCGCCCAAACACAACGAUACGGGAGUCUUCAGACUCACCAGCUCUGGGAUGGGGGAGGUCGCUGGCUGCAGACUGAAGGGCUUUCACCCACACUCCAAGGACCCGCCUCUCUUCAGCAUCUGUAGGCAUGUUGUUAUAAAGGACUCGAAAACAACAGUGCUGGACCUCCGGUGACAGCAAGGGGAAGACAAGACACCCACAACCCGGAACUACUAUUUAUUUUUUUAUUUAACUAGGCAAGUCAGUUAAGAACAUAUUCUUAUUGACAAUGACGGCCUACAGUGGGUUAACUGCCUUAUUCAGGGGCAGAACGACAGAUUUUGACAUUGUCAGCUCGGGGAUUCGAUCCUGCAACCUUUUGGUUACUGGCCCAACUCUCUAACCACUAGGCUACCUGCCACCCCUACACUCUAACCACUAGGCUACCUGCCACCCCUACACUCUAACCACUAGGCUACCUGCCGCCCCUACACUCUAACCACUAGGCUACCUGCCGCCCCUACACUCUAACCACUAGGCUACCUGCCGCCCUACACUCUAACCACUAGACUACCUGCCGCCCUACACUCUAACCACUAGGCUACCUGCCGCCCCUACACUCUAACCACUAGGCUACCUGCCGCCCCUACACUCUAACCACUAGGCUACCUGCCGCCCCUACACUCUAACCACUAGGCUACCUGCCGCCCCUACACUCUAACCACUAGGCUACCUGCCGCCCCUACACUCUAACCACUAGGCUACCUGCCGCCCCUACACUCUAACCACUAGGCUACCUGCCGCCCCUACACUCUAACCACUAGGCUACCUGCCGCCCCUACACUCUAACCACUAGGCUACCUGCCACCCCUACACUCUAACCACUAGGCUACCUGCCGCCCCUACACUCUAACCACUAGGCUACCUGCCGCCCCUACACUCUAACCACUAGGCUACCUGCCGCCCUACACUCUAACCACUAGGCUACCUGCCGCCCUACACUCUAACCACUAGACUACCUGCCGCCCUACACUCUAACCACUAGGCUACCUGCCGCCCCUACACUCUAACCACUAGGCUACCUGCCACCCCUACACUCUAACCACUAGGCUACCUGCCGCCCCUACACUCUAACCACUAGGCUACCUGCCGCCCCUACACUCUAACCACUAGGCUACCUGCCGCCCCAUUUAUACCUUUGUUUACAAUGAAGGCUUUUGUAUUUAUUUAUUUUUUUGAAAUGAGGUACUGUGAAUUGAAACUGCUUUGCAACACAAUGGUGUGAGCUAUGGAAUUGUUCUAAUGGUGUUGUUUUAUCAACUCUUUAUUCACUUUAAGUAUGGGAUUUUUUUGGUUGGGGGCUUUUUGAUAGCUUGGCUUGACAAUUUUGGCAGAGGGGAGUUUUUGAGGCAUAUAGUCUUUCUGCUUGUCAGAUUUGAUGUCGAAUUCUCCAGAGAGAACUAUUUUAGCACGCAGGCUUACUGUAAAUGGCCUUAGGUGUUUCAGUGUGAGAACAACUGGCUGAGAAUAAAGUGUGUGUGUGAGCAGGUGCGUGUGUUAUAUGCAUGAUUACAUGAGUGAUAGUCUCCCGUGAGGGUAUCCUUAUCCUUAACUUUCUUGGUACAGGAUACAACAGACGAGACUUGAGAGACACAAUGAUACAGUAUUUACACAAUUGAUUACAUAUGCAGAGAUUCAACAAAUGAACAAACAUUUUUUUGAAAGGUCAUAUAAAAUGGACUGAUUGAAUUGGGAUGGCUCUAUAUGGCUUAGGACGUCUCAUGUUGUCUUUUUAGUCUUAGUUAUAAUAGAUUACAUUUGGCCAGUUGGAUUUUAGCCUUGACAUUUUUUGCAUUAUUUGUGAGUCUUGGAUUUAUCUUGGAAGUGUUGACCUAAAAGAAACCCGUAACUCAGUUCUUAUUUGAAGUAGCCCAUCGAGGUGGAAUAUCUUGUGUGGGGAGGAACAAACCGAAGUGCUCAAAGAAUGAGUGACUUCAGAAAGUAUUCAUACCCCUUGACGUCUUCAAAAUGUUGUUGCCACAGCCUGAAUUCAAAAUGGAUUAAAUAGAUGUUUGUGUCACCCAUCUAUAAACAAUACCCCAUAGUGACAAAGUGAAAACCUUUUUAAAAAAAUUGCGAAGGUAUUGAAAAUGAAAUAUAGAAAUAUCUAAAUUACAUAAGUAUUCACAGCCCCGAGUCAAUACUUUGUAUCGCGAUUACAGCUUUGAGUUGUCUUGGGUAGGUCUGUAUCAGCUUUGCACAUCUAGAGUUGGGGAUUUUCUCCCAUUCUUCCUUGCAGAUUCUCUCCAGCUCUGUUAAAUUUGUUUUGGAGCGGCAUUGAACAGCAAUCUUCAAGUCUUUCCACUGAUUUUCAAUGGGAUUCAAGUCUGGGCUUUGGCUGGGCCACUCAAGGACUUUCACAUUCUUGUUCUGAAGCCUUUCAAAUGUUGCUUUGGCUGUAUGCUUGGUGUCAUUGUCCUGUUGGAACAUAAAUCUUCACACCAGUCUAUGGUUGUUUGCACUCUGAAUCAGGUUUUCAUCAAAGAUUUUCCUGUAUUUGGCUCCAUUUGUUCCCUCCAUCCUUACCAGUCUCCCAGACCAUGCCGCUGAAAAGCACCCCUAUAGCAUGAUGCUGCCACCACCAUGCUUCACGGUAGGGAUGGUGUUAGACGGGUGAUGAGCUGUGCCUGGUUUUCUCCAUACAUAGCGCUUUGCAUUCAGGCCAAGUUUGUCUCAUUAGACCACAAAAUCUUUUGCCUUGCGCUCUGAGUUGUUCACCUGCCUUUUUGAAAACUCCAAGGGCCUCAUAACUGGCUUGUACAUUUUACACAGAAUAUCUGCAUGCACCAUUUCUGAAAAGGGCGCACACACAAAAAAUAUUUAGAUUUAUAAACUUGGUGCAUCCCAUAUAUACACGCAUGUUUCCCGUUUAUAAAUCAGACCUGAAGUAAAGCUGUGCACAUGAAGGAACAAUAUAACUCUGAAAAACACCAAUCAAUGUGUACUUUGGAAAUAUUGGAAUUUUGCCCAUGCUACAGAAGGCUAUAUUGGUCUGCUAAUAAGCAAAAUAUCAACUGUCUGUUCACCUUGUUGAAUUCUAUUGUAUGUUAUAAAGCGCGCUCACUUUCGGAAAUUAAAACAUAUCUAAUACUGGUGGUAAGCCUAAUUAAAUGAGAGCUGCGCAUGGUAAUUUGUUGUAUGGCUACUUCGGGAAUAUGAAUUCAUCUUGGCCAGAAAAUCUGAGGAAUUUCCACUGCAAUGGUUAUGAUAUAUAUAUUUUUUGUUUAUACAUUUAAUUAUUGUCUACUUGAGGAAUUUGACAUUAAUGCAUUCAACGUUUUUAGAAUACAAAAAAUUCAACAAAUUGAUUUUCUCACUAACGGCUAGUGAUAGCAUCUGGUAAUUAUAUAUUUAGCUACCCGAUUUAGUUGUUGUUAAGACGGUCAUAUUUUCCUGCACAAGGCUAGUCUACUUUUGACUUCUUGCCAUGCAAUACCUCAACCACUAGAAACUGCAUACACAUGGUAUAAAGUUUGCGAGAGAAUAAGCACAUUCUCACCAAGUUUUUGUAAAUAAAAAAAUUGCCAACUUUAGCGUGAAAUGGGAAUUUUGGGGAAUUUUUGUGCAUAUAAAGUUUAUAAAUGAAGCCCCAUGUGUGUUGUCAUGUGCCUUUUUCUCGGGAGUGGCUUCCAUCUGGCCACUCUCCUAUAAAGCCCAGUUUGGUAAAGUGCUGUAGAGACUGUUGUCCUUCUGGCAGGUUCUGGCAUCUCAGCCAAGAACUUUAUAGUUCUGUCAGAGUGGUCAUUGGGUUCAUAAUCCCCUCCCUGACCAAGGUCCUUCUUGCCCGGUUGCUCAGAUUGGUAUUUCCAUAUGUUUGCAAUUUCCCAAUGAUGGAGACCACUGUGCUCUUGGAAACUUUCAACACUCUAGAAAUAGUUUUAUACCCUUCCCCAGAUAUAUGAUAUAUAUCUCGAGAUCUACAUACAGUUCCUUGGACUUCAUGGGAUAGUUUCUGCUCUGACUUGCACUGUCAACUGUGGUACCUUCUAUACUGUAUAUAAAUAACCUCCAAACAAUUUAAUUGGCCACAGGGGAACUCCACUUAAGUUGUAGCGAUGUCUUAUGGAUGAUCAAAGGAAAUUGGAUGCACCUGAGCUCAAUUUGGAGUGUCAUAGCAAAGGGGUGUGAAUAAUUAUGUAAAUGAGAUAUUUCUGUAUUUGUUUUUGAACACAUUUGCUACAUUUCUAAAAACAUGUUUUCACGUUGUCAUUAUGGGGUAUUGUCUGUAGAUGGGUGAGAGAAAAAUAUAUAUUUAAAUCCAUUUUGAAUUCUGGCUGUAACACAAAAUGUGGAAUAAGUCAAGGGGUAUGAAUACUGUCUGAAGGCACUGUAUAAGCAAAGAUGCAUUAGACACCUUAUAUGAGGAGUAUCUUUUUGCCAUCCCAAGGGCCUUGACUACACAGUGCUCAGGUAUAAGUUCACUUUCCACCCCCAUGAAGCAGUUAACUAGCCUGGUCUCAGACCUGUUUGUGCCGUCUUGCUUGACAAUGACCAUGGAAGUUAGCGAAACAGCAUAAACAGAUCUGGGACAAGGCUAUCCUUUAACCACCCCUCGCUGUAGAAUAUGGAGCUGUCCUUUUUUCACCUCUGGCAGAAGCGGGCAUAUCUUUUUUUACUCUGCACAUGCCCUCACAGCAGUGCUGAUAAUGGCAUUAUCAGUUGUACAAUGUGGUGUUGGACUAUUGCUGCAGUGUGAUCAGCUGUCCCAGUGGUGCUGCACCAACAUGUUGUGUUGUAGUGGCUUUAUGUUUGGCAAUGGGAAAGACAACCAGUCAAUGCAGUGACUCUACCACACUUUUCCACUGCCAUUUUGGUAAUAAAAAAUGCAUACUGCUUUAUCUCCUUGUCCAAGUUGUUGUUUAACUGCACUUCAUGUGUUGUCAAAUGUAGUUGUUCUGCGCCCCCCAAAUGCACAGAACCAUGUCAUCAAGGGAAAGGAAUGAGUUAAAACAGGUUAUCGAGACAGGACCAGGGAUCCAGUUCCUCUGCAAUCCAGGGCAUGAAGUGUGUCGCUGUACUUAUUUUGUUAGAGAAUAAACAAAGCCAUUCUCCUGAAAGGAUGAACCAGGAAAUCGUUUUUUUUUUCUUUUACGAACAGGCAUUCUGUUGUAGUUCACUUUCGGAGAAUGUGGGGUAGCAGUGGCGCAUAGAUUCUGGUGUCUUUUGUAUAAAAAGAAGAGUAACUGAAAAUGUGGCUCGAUGCAGCGGUAGUUACAGCAGUUAUAUUAGAAAGACUUGUAAUACAAAUGUAUGAGCCAGAGGCCCUUGUAUGAGAGCUUUAUUCCUUCCUUGGGUGUUCGUUCAUGUUCACAUGGAUCUUUACAAACAGUCAGAUGGUUGAAGCUUUCAGCAGUGAUCUGAGCCAUGCGAGAGACCACAUCCAGGGAUGAAGUACUGAACAAAGUGAACAAAAGAGGGAGAAUGCUAUAGCGCUGUGGAACAGAUUCAGCCUCUUCUACUUCAUUCUAUCGCCACUGCUGGAAUCUAUAUACACUCUCCCGGGAAUGGCCCCAAUGGCCCCCAAAGUUUUAUAUCAGCUGCACAUUCAAGCUUUAUUCAUUCAACAAAAAAAACAUAA
Messenger RNA from Oncorhynchus keta (chum salmon), 8099 nucleotides. Its product is annotated as AMSH-like protease. Gene Ontology annotation, cellular component: endosome; membrane. Bases 1343 to 2656 code for a protein of 437 amino acids. The record is from RefSeq and is a predicted model, not a curated record. Gene Ontology annotation, biological process: protein K63-linked deubiquitination. Gene Ontology annotation, molecular function: metal-dependent deubiquitinase activity; K63-linked deubiquitinase activity; protein binding. The transcript has 11 exons. NCBI's taxonomy places the organism in Eukaryota, Metazoa, Chordata, Actinopteri, Salmoniformes, Salmonidae.